UGGACUCGGUAAGUGGAACUGGUAACAGCAGAAUCUAUCAGGCCUUAUAGCUUUCAUGAUCAUGCCUAUGUGCAACGUGCAGUCUUCAACCUACAUCGCAAGUUAACCAUAUGGUCCAGGGCGUAAAAGGAACGUGGACUUUCCAGGUGAGCAGAUACGCUGCAGGCAAGUUCACCCCAAAUUGCCUGCCGAACAUCCAUCGUCACCCACCACUACGAAAACAUCAAAACACAUCAAAAAGAAGUCAAAAACAUACAACACCAGGUAUUCGCUGGUCGUCACCGACCCAACUACUAAUCCGGCCCUCAUUGGCUUAUCUAUGGGAGAGCGGACGGGAUCCCGAGUUUUCCAAUGGGUAUGGUCGUAUGUGGUAGGAGACGAAGCACAAGUUGACUAUAGUUCACGAUACCAUAACAACCACACAUCGUGA
Messenger RNA from Colletotrichum godetiae, 430 nucleotides. RefSeq lists its product as uncharacterized. The transcript has a single exon. Bases 111 to 374 code for a protein of 87 amino acids. The record is from RefSeq and is a predicted model, not a curated record. NCBI's taxonomy places the organism in Eukaryota, Fungi, Ascomycota, Sordariomycetes, Glomerellales, Glomerellaceae.